Messenger RNA from Vespa crabro (European hornet), 3737 nucleotides. It is a transcript of the gene SMC5, whose product is annotated as structural maintenance of chromosomes protein 5. The record is from RefSeq and is a predicted model, not a curated record. The transcript is spliced from 14 exons. Lineage: Eukaryota; Metazoa; Arthropoda; Insecta; Hymenoptera; Vespidae. Gene Ontology annotation, molecular function: ATP binding; ATP hydrolysis activity. Gene Ontology annotation, biological process: double-strand break repair via homologous recombination. Gene Ontology annotation, cellular component: Smc5-Smc6 complex. Bases 418 to 3561 code for a protein of 1047 amino acids.
CAAGGCAAAAGAAAUUUUGAAGUGACUUGAAACGUUGUUGAAAUAUUUUCUAUUUCUCAUAUUUCAAAUAUUACAUCGAGAAUAAGUUAUUAAACGUCGUUGUUUGUCGAUCGAACAUUUGCCUAUUUUCCACAACGAAUGUUUUGUAAUGAAUCUUAUUCGAUGAAAAUUUUAAUUCAUGGUUAUGUUCGUUCCUAACUGUUAAAUCGAUUAAUUAUUAUUUGAUAAAUUUAUUAUUAACGCAUUGGUUGAUACAAUGUACGAUUUAAGUUUAAUUUUCAAUGCGAUAUCAAUGCGAAGAAAGGAAAAUGAUGUAGAUAUCUCGGACAUUUCAUAGAUCAACUUUGAUAGUCGAUCGCAAUAAGAAUAAACUUUUCCCGUUCAAAUUUAUAAACGUGACGACUUUUAAAAAAUACGAUGGAAGAUAACGGGAUUGAAAAGGGAAUAAUAACGCAAAUUUAUCUUGAAAAUUUUGUUACUUACAACAAGGUUAUUGUCAAGCCCGGAAGAAAUCUGAAUUUGAUCAUUGGUCCUAAUGGCACUGGCAAAUCAACAAUCGUAUGUGCAAUAGUACUUGGUUUAGGAGGUAAACCUAACAUUAUUGGUAGAGCAUUACACGUGAAAGAUUAUGUAAAGAAUGGUUGCAACGAUGCAAAAAUUGAAAUUACAUUGAAGGAGAACCAUACCAAAUUUGUUACCAUUACAAGAUUAUUUGAUAAGAAGGGCAAAUCAUGUUGGUUGAUAAAUGGACAAUCUGCUACUUCCGCAGCUGUACAAGAAUUAACAAAUAGUUUUAAUAUUCAGGUAGACAAUCUGUGUCAGUUUCUUCCGCAAGACAAAGUUCAUGAUUUUUCAAAAAUGAAUGCCCAAGAAUUGUUGGAAAGCACGGAAAGAUCAGUUGGUGAUCCAAUAUUAUUAAAAUAUCAUAUAAAGUUGAAGGAGUAUCGUAUUCAACAUAAGGAUUUAGAAACACAAUUAGCAACUAAACAACGUUUGUUAGAAACUAGAACGCAAAAAUAUGAACAUUUGAAGGGAAUUGUCAGUACUAUCAAGGAGAAAAAAGCAAUAAAGAACAAAAUUUUGACAUUGAAACAAAAAAAGGCUUGGAUGGAAUAUGAUCAAAAGAGAAAGCAAUUGGUCGAAGUAAAGAAGAAGAGAGACGUAGCGGAAAAUAAAGUAAAAUCUGUACAAGCAAAACUCAUGCCGAUAAAUGAGAUGAUACGGAAAAUACAAUCGGACAUUAACAUGCAGCAAAACAUAGUAAAUGACCAUAAUUCAAACAGAGUCAUUGGGACGACAUCUAAAGCCAAAGAAGUAAUGAGGAAAAUUCUUGAGAUUGAAAAUGAGAUUAAAGAAAUUGAAAACGAAUGUUCACGUAGAAUACAAGCUGAACAAAAUCGCGAUCAGGAUAUAAAUCUUGCGCAGCAGCAAAAAAAUAAACUGGAUAAUGAUUUAAGUCUAAUGAUCAAGGAUAUUGGUUCGGAGGAGACGUUAGAAAUAAAACAGAAAGAAAUUUUGUCUCUCUUGGAAAAGCAAAAACAUAUUAAUAGUAAAUUGUCAGAUCAGAUAAUCAUUUGCAAGCAGGAACACGAACGAGUUGAACGAGAGAUCAGAGCUGUAAAAGAAGAACAGAAAUCCAUUAAUAUUGAAGCUAAGCGAUUGGAGCUUUUAAGGCAAAGAAGUCUUGAUACGUACAAAGGUGUACUGUGGUUGCGUGAAAAUAAAGAUAAAUUUCGGGAAAAAAUAUAUGAGCCCAUGUUAACGUUGAUUAAUGUUAAAGAUAUUACAUAUUCUAAAUAUUUGGAAAGGAUAAUUCCUCAUAGAGAUUUAAUAGCCUUUGUCUGCGAAAAUAAAGAGGAUAUGAACUUAUUGACAAAGUGUUUGAGGGAUCAGCAGAAAUUACAGGUGAACGUGGUACAUUCUGAUCCUAACAAAAAAGUGUACAUGGAACCGAAUAUACCAUUAAAAAAUAUUAGAAGAUUCGGCUUUGAGUAUUAUCUAGGCUCGCUCUUUGACGCGCCAUCUGCUAUAAUGAAGUAUUUAAUACCAUCAUAUAAUUUGAAUAAUAUACCGGUUGGAUCGCGUGCUGUCGAAGAAAAUGUGGAUAAUAUACCGCACAGUUUAUCUUGUUAUUUUAGCGAAAAUCAUAUAUAUUCUGUGAAUAUGUCCAAGUAUACUGGUCAAAGAUCUAUUAAAAAGAUACAAGUAGUUGGAAAUGGGAUAUUAUCAAUAGUAUUGGAUACCAAUAAAUUGGAACAAAUGGAAAAGAGAUUGAAUCUUCUUGAGGGAAAAAGGGAAGAAGUUCUGCGUAAUAUAAAAGAAUUCGAAGAAAAGAUGUGUAAAGAGAAUAAGCAAUUAGAUAUGUAUCGUGAAACUAGAACAAAGUACCAACAUAACCUGCAGCAAAUGCAAGCGCUGAGAAACAGAAUAUCUAUAGCUGAUAAAAAGAUUAAAAUUUUAGAAAAUGAACGAACGAGUAGAGAAGAAAUUAUUGCGAUGCAUAAUAAAAAAAUUCAGACCAUUGUACAUAAACAGUUGGAUAAAUACAGAGAAUAUAAUUCAUUAUUGAAGGAUUGUUUGAAAUAUGUAACGAUUAACGAACAAGCCAAGUUAAAAUUAUAUUUGUACAAACAGCUUUUAAUAACUAGAGAGAAUGAAAAUCAAGAACUGAAAGAGAAAUUAUCCGAGGCAGAGAAAACGUUUAAAGAGGUUGAACUCGAUUACAAACCGUUAAAGCAAGAAGCUAUCAAAGCAUACAACGAAGCUAAAGAUCUUACCAACGGUCUUAGCCCGCAAGAUGAGGAAUUCAAACCUAUAAAUCAAACAUUUGCUAAACUACCACUUACGAUUGAAGAAAUAGAUAAAGAAAUAGCCGUAGCGCAAACCAAGGUGUUUUGUAUGAAACAAAAUGUUGAUGCCGAAAAUAUAUACCGGGAAUAUGAGGAGAUAAAAACAGACAUGCAUAGUUUAAAAGAAUCCAUAGAAAGGGAAAAAUUACAAUUGGAAUCCAUUACGCAAGACACCAUUAAAUUACGAGAAAAAUGGUUAUCGCCUUUGGAGAGAUUAAUCGAACAAAUAAAUGUGAAUUUUAGUUCACAUUUUUCAAAUAUGAAAUGUGCUGGCGAAGUUACACUUUGUCAUGGAGAUAAUAUCAUGGACUUUGAUAAGUACGGUUUAAAAAUUCGAGUCAAAUUCCGAGAUACAGACGAGCUACAGGAAUUGACGAGGCACCAUCAAAGUGGUGGAGAAAGGUCAUUAACAACUGCAAUCUAUAUGAUUUCUCUUCAAGAAUUAUCUAGAGUGCCCUUUCGCUGUGUCGAUGAAAUUAAUCAGGGAAUGGAUGCAAUUAACGAAAGGAGAGUUUUCGAACUGCUGGUUAAAAUAACAGGAAAGCCAGGUAGUUCCCAAUAUUUUUUAUUGACGCCAAAAUUAUUGCCUAAUCUCUCGUAUUGUCAAACUGUAACUGUACAUUGUGUGUUUAAUGGUCCAUUUAUGAUACCACAUUCGGAAUUGGAUGUAGAGGAGUACUACAGGAAUAUCGCAAAUCGUAGACGUGAUUAAGCUUAUUUUUCAUAAACUCUAACGUACUACAAAUAAUAUGUAGUAUAUAAUGUGAUUGCAAAAAGGUAUACGUGUAUAAUUUUCACUAAUUUUCAAUCAAAGAAGAAAACGAAUGAGAAAAGAACAGAGGAUAGUCAUAGACAUACGUUGUUCCAAUAUACAAAUUUGUAAAGCCA